UGUACAUAUGGGGUCAUAUAUAAACACACAAGGAGGGGAGGGGACUAAGGAAGAAGCAUGAUCCAAGCUAGCAGCUCAGCUCUCCACUCCCUCUCUGUGCUGUGCUGUGUAGUCGUUCAUUCAUGCACUUGGCGUUCUUGCAAUUGCAGCCCCCUUCUCCUCCUCAUCCUUGUCGGGGCAGUUAGCUAGGUGAGAAUAGUGCAGUGGAGCUCAACAGGCCAGCGAUAAGCAAUUAAUGGAGGUAGAGGCUUGCUACAACUAUGGCUUCCUACCUGCAGACAGAGGCAGGCACCAACCACCACCUGCACCACAUGCCACCCUUCCUCACGCUGCAGAGGAUGCAGGUGAGCUGUGGGAGUACUUCCCUUGCCCCUUUUGCUACAUCGAGGUGGAGGUGCCCUUCAUCUGCAACCACCUUCAGGAGGAACAUUGCUUUGACACCAGGAAUGCUGUUUGCCCCAUCUGCGCCAACAAUCUAGGGAAAGACAUGGCUGCACAUUUCAGACUGCAGCACACGCAUCUUCUCAAGAGGAGGAAGCCCUACAGGCCAAGCUCAUGCCCUGCGGCUGCCACCAGCCCAGCAACAUACCAAGUGAACUCUUACUAUGAAGAGGCAGAACCACAGCAGCACUACAGCAGGCCAUACAAAGAUCCUGCACCUGACCCAUUGCUCUCCCAGUUCAUCUGCAGCGUCGAUGCGAUCCCUGGUGAUGACAACGCCCAGAAAGAUGAUCAGAGCUGGGUUUUUGUUUUUUUUUCCAUCAGGCUGAAGUUGAACAACAAGGGAGCGACAGCGAGCGACGACGAUGCAUCAUCCAAACUGGGGCUGGAGGAGAGGCUGCAGAGGAUCGACUUUCUGACGGAGAUACUCAUGUCCACCAUUCUUUGAUGUCUUGUUACCGCUAUCUAGGGUUUCUUGAGGAUUUGUAGCAAUGGCUAUCAGGAUGUGUCUCCAUGUCACGUAAGCAAAAGCAAUUCCAUGUCCACAUGUACACCAUAGCCUUGGCUACCUAUAUAUAUAUACAAUGAAGUGCCAUACUUUGGCCAUCCUUGUCCGUCUGAAA
Zea mays is the source of this 1064-nucleotide messenger RNA. RefSeq lists its product as uncharacterized. The record is from RefSeq and is a predicted model, not a curated record. The transcript has 5 exons. Lineage: Eukaryota; Viridiplantae; Streptophyta; Magnoliopsida; Poales; Poaceae. Bases 236 to 889 code for a protein of 217 amino acids.